Messenger RNA from Aspergillus campestris IBT 28561, 1442 nucleotides. RefSeq lists its product as uncharacterized. The transcript has 5 exons. Bases 185 to 1375 code for a protein of 396 amino acids. Lineage: Eukaryota; Fungi; Ascomycota; Eurotiomycetes; Eurotiales; Aspergillaceae. The record is from RefSeq and is a predicted model, not a curated record.
CUACAGGCCCCCUUUUCAUUUGAGUAAUUACCGGGGAAAUUCAAGAGGGGAAACAAAGCAAAAAGCCAAAACUCUAACAACAAGGAGAGUGUGUUACCCAUUGUUCACCAUCCGUUUGCCUAUAUAAUUCCCUGCUGUGUUCUUCUUCCCAUGUGCGUUUUGGUUAUUCUUUUACUCCACGCCAAUGGUUUCUCGGACAAAGAUACAACGAAGGCGGAACAGUAAAGGCGGCCGCUGGACUCCUGAGUUACUAAAGGAACUCUAUGAUUCCCGGAACACAGACAGUCAUCUUAGCUGGAAAGAAUUUCAUCAGAAAAACCUUUUCCCCGGCCGCAGCAACUGGGCUCUCCAGAAGGCAUAUUCAACAUACAGACAAGAACUCAGACUUGAGCGAAGAGCCAAGAGAAUGCAUCCGGCUGCUUCCACUCCCAAGCCCAGCUUGUACACCCCAAAUACCCGUGUUCUGAAGCGUCCUUCACAGGCGGAGAAAGAUCCCAGGUUGCGCAAUCGAAAGCAGGCAAAGCUCUACACCUCGCCCAAGUAUAAUAAUUCCGCGCCACCGGGUACCAUAGCAGGUGUCCAGAACCCCAGCCCUGAUCCCUCCAGCGAUACGGACUCUGAUGACGGGGAUAUCCCGCCCAGCGGGCGUACAGAAAAAUUCCCCAAAUCGGCACAGCAGGCCAAAGCCAAUGGAAGCCACCAUGCUAGUCCGAGUACCUCAUCGACCGCACCCAGCCCCAGGGUUGCCCCUGCUACCGCGGAAAUAUCGGAAUCUCGCCCAGAACAACAGUCUCGCUCUGGGUCUCAGCCGACACACAAGAUUACCACCUUGCAUUAUGCCAACAAAGAGCCAAAGGCCAGUGCCCCGGAUUCGCCAGCUUCAGCCCAGAGUAAGAGAUCUACCCCCCAGGCCCAGCAGCCUGGUCGAGAAGAGACCAUGUCCGCACAAUCACUGGAUAUGGACCUGGUGAAGUUGGUUGAGACAGCCAAUUCUCUGGCGAGAAGGACUAAAAAGUCGGAGACCGAGCGUCAAGGGCUUGAAGCCAUCAAUAGCACGCUUCAGACCAUGUACAGCUCACUCCAGACCAAGAACAGCACACUUCAAAAGGACUUUGAUGCUUCCCAGGAGUUGCAUAACCAGCUUACCUCCUGUCAGGAGAUCAAGAUCGAACAACUCAAAACAGAGAAUCAACAGCUCUGUGAUGAGGUCGCCCGACUCCGUGAUGAAUCCUGCAGGGAGUGUCUCAAGAUGCGCGCGAUGUUGGUUACAAAAGAUGAAGAGCUGGCCAAAAAGGACGAAGAGUUGUUGACCCUCAAGGGCGAAUGGAACUCCAAGUUGGAAAUUGCGGUUAGAGACCUAAUGUUCUCUACUUGACUGAUUGCUUCAUGACUGUUUUGUGUGUAUCAUUCCUUUGUACCGAGAUUAAGAAGUUGAUGUUUAC